Molecule: messenger RNA, 1419 nt
Organism: Vicia villosa (hairy vetch)
Lineage: Eukaryota; Viridiplantae; Streptophyta; Magnoliopsida; Fabales; Fabaceae
Product: GDP-mannose 4,6 dehydratase 1
Exons: 1
Coding region: 155-1258 (367 amino acids)
Biological process (GO): GDP-mannose metabolic process
Molecular function (GO): GDP-mannose 4,6-dehydratase activity
Source: RefSeq, a predicted model, not a curated record
AAGUCCGAGAAUCAAAUAAUUUUACAGUGCGAAAUCGUGAAUCCCAGAACGAGAAACCGCGUCCUUCACAUUUCCUCCAUAAAUAAAGCCUUAGCGAGAUCUCAUUUCUUCAAUCUCUCUCACCAUUAUUCAAAAUCAUCUCUUUUCCCUAACAAUGGCCGAUUCAGGAUCCACAAUCCCAACGGCGUCAACUAACGGCGACGCAACUCCACCUCCCAAAGUAGCAUUAAUCACCGGAAUCACCGGCCAAGACGGAUCAUACCUAACGGAAUUUCUCCUCAACAAAGGCUACGAAGUUCACGGCUUAAUCCGUCGUUCUUCCAAUUUCAACACGCAACGAAUCGAUCACAUUUAUGUAGAUCCACACAACGCUCACAAAGCUCGUAUGAAGCUUCACUACGCCGAUCUCUCCGACGCUUCUUCUCUCCGUCGCUGGCUCGAUAUAAUCCUCCCCGACGAAGUCUACAACCUCGCCGCUCAAUCUCAUGUCGCUGUUUCCUUCGAGAUCCCUGAUUACACCGCGGAUGUUGUCGCCACCGGUGCUCUCCGUUUACUGGAAGCCGUCCGAUCUCACAUAGACGCGUCUGGUAGAUCUCACAUUCGAUACUAUCAAGCUGGAUCUUCUGAGAUGUUUGGAUCAACUCCACCGCCGCAAUCGGAGACAACUCCGUUUCAUCCUCGUUCGCCUUACGCCGCGUCCAAAGUCGCGGCGCAUUGGUACACUGUUAACUACCGUGAAGCGUAUGGAAUCUACGCUUGUAAUGGAAUUCUCUUCAAUCAUGAAUCUCCGCGGCGAGGAGAGAAUUUCGUGACGAGGAAGAUUACUCGUGCUGUUGGUAGGAUCAAGAUCGGGCUUCAAAGUAAGCUGUUUCUCGGAAACCUUCAGGCUUCGAGAGAUUGGGGAUUUGCUGGUGAUUACGUCGAAGCAAUGUGGUUGAUGCUGCAACAAGAGAAGCCUGAUGAUUAUGUUGUUGCGACGGAGGAUUCGCAUACGGUGGAAGAGUUUUUGCAAGUUGCUUUUGGUUAUGUGGGUUUGAAUUGGAAGGAUCAUGUUGUUAUUGAUAAGAGGUAUUUUCGUCCUACUGAAGUUGAUAAUCUGAAAGGGGAUGCAACUAAAGCUAAGAAAGUUCUUGGAUGGAAACCUAAGGUUAGUUUUGAAGAGCUUGUUAGAAUGAUGGUUGAUAAUGAUGUUGAAAUGGCUAAGAAGGAGAAAGUGCUUGUUGAUGCUGGUUACAUUGAUGCUCAGCAACAACCUUGAUGUGAUUUUCCCCUUUUUUAAUGACUUUUGCUUCUUUCUCAAGUUAUAUAAUUAUGUUGCUGUUAUUUUCAGAGAUUCGUUUUCAUAGUGAAGGAGUUUAAUUUCAUUUUAAUUAAAGCUAUGAGCUGUUUUACAUAAUACGGUUUUGGAGUUGUUAUUUA